This is a messenger RNA of Morone saxatilis (striped sea-bass), 2817 nucleotides long. Its product is annotated as collagen alpha-1(XXI) chain. The transcript is spliced from 31 exons. Bases 1 to 2817 code for a protein of 938 amino acids. Lineage: Eukaryota; Metazoa; Chordata; Actinopteri; Moronidae. The record is from RefSeq and is a predicted model, not a curated record.
AUGUUGCUGUGGUCAGUAUGGAGUGCAAUAUUGCUACUGACCCCCCUGGAGGCUGCAGAGGAGGACGAUGUCCGAGCAGGCUGCAGCACUGCUGUAAACGACCUGGUCUAUAUUGUUGAUGGCUCAUGGAGUGUUGGCUUCUCUGACUUCGACACUGCCAAGCAGUGGCUUAUCAACAUCACUAGCCAAUUUGACAUCAGUUCCCACUACACACAGGUGGCUGUGAUCCAGUACAGUGACACUCCUCGUCUGGAGAUUUCUCUGGGGAAGCACCAGGGUGGAGCAGAGCUCAUCCAGGCCAUACAGAGCAUCACGUACCUGGGAGGAAACACACAGACUGGCAGGGCCAUCAAGUUUGCUGUGGACCACGUCUUCUCCUCAUCCCAAAGAGCCAGCCAGGUCAAGAACCGCAUUGCUGUGGUGGUUACUGAUGGCAAAUCUCAGGACGAUGUGGUGGAUGCCAGUAUGGAGGCACGAGCUCAGGGCAUUACAGUAUUCGCCGUUGGAGUUGGCAGUGAGAUCACCACCUCGGAGCUGGUAUCCAUCGCCAAUAAACCAUCAACCACCUAUGUCUUGUAUGCUGAAGAUUACACCACCAUUGACCGUAUCCGAGACUCCAUGGAACAAAAGCUCUGUGAAGAGUCUGUGUGUCCAACACGAAUCCCAGUGGCAUCUCGUGAUGAGAAAGGCUUUGAGCUCAUGUUGGGCAUGAACGUUCAGAUGAAGGCCAAGAAGAUCCCUGGCUCUCUGACCUCUGAGACAGCCUACGCUCUGACUGCCUCCAUAGACAUAACUGAGAACACCAGGGAGAUUUUCCCAGAGGGUCUCCCUCCAUCCUAUGUGUUCGUGGCCACCCUGCGUCUAAAGGGGUCUCCUAGCAGGCUAACCUUUGACCUUUGGAGGGUGCUGUCUAAGGAUAAGAAGAUCCAGGCUGCAGUGACACUAAGUGGGAAGGACAAAACUGUCAUGUUCACCACCACCAGUAUUACAGAAAAGGAGCAGAGAGUCACCUUUAAAACUGGCUUUGAGACUCUGUAUGACGGAAAGUGGCAUCAGCUCAAACUACUGGUGAGGCCACACCAGGUCACCAGUUUCCUUGACGAUCAAACAAUCCAGGAAGUAAAGUUGGAACCGGUGGAGCCUAUUUACAUCAAUGGAGAGACACAGUUGUCAAAGAGGCGUGGAACAGACAUCACUGUGCCUGUGGAGAUUCAGAAGCUACGUCUGUACUGUGAUCCUCAUCAGAGUGAGAGAGAAACAGCUUGCGAGAUCUACUCUGUGGAUGAUGAAAGGUGUCCUCUGGAUCGAACAGCCACAGUCGAGGAAGAAGACUGCAACUGUGUGGUCGGACCACCAGGGCAGCGCGGCCUGCCAGGACGCAUGGGUUUCCGAGGGGAGAAAGGGAGGGAAGGACCCCCAGGACCUGAUGGUAAGCCUGGUAAAGAUGGGAUACCUGGGGAAUCUGGACCUCUUGGAUUGCCAGGGAUGAAGGGUGAAGUCGGCUCAGUCGGACCAAAGGGGGAGCCCGGGGUUAAAGGUAGCACGGGAGACAGAGGGGAACCAGGGUUAUCAGGAGAACCAGGACCCCCAGGAGCCAAGGGUCUUCCUAGUGAGAGAGGUGAGCCGGGCCCUCCAGGAGAACCCGGACCAAUGGGGGAGCCAGGACUACCAGGCACCGGUGGACUGGUUGGGCCACUAGGACCAAAGGGAGACAGGGGAGACACUGGGCUGACUGGUGCUGCUGGAGCUCAAGGUGCCCCGGGUGCCCAGGGACCACCUGGCGAAGCAGGCCCAAAGGGACCUCAGGGAGAUAUUGGGUUGCCUGGGCCACAAGGACCACCUGGAAUAAAAGGAAUGCCGGGAAUCCAGGGGCCCCAGGGGCCGCCCGGAGAGAUCGGCCGAGAUGGUCCCAAGGGGAAGUGUGGAGAUCCAGGGGUCACGGGCCCUUUUGGUCCACCAGGCCAGAAGGGCUCAACAGGAGAACCAGGUUUUCCAGGGCUGCCAGGUGGCAUGGGCAUGCCGGGGUUCAAAGGUCACAAGGGGGAGAGAGGAGAGGCGGGCUCUAAAGGAUCCCAGGGGGAGCGAGGCAGAGAUGGAGAUCCAGGGACUCCCGGUGUACCUGGUGAAGUGGGACCCAGGGGAAGGAAAGGAGAGAAAGGAGUGACAGGUGACGUUGGCCUCAGGGGGACUGAAGGAAAGAAAGGGGACAUGGGCCACAUGGGUUCUGUUGGACCCAGGGGAUUUCCUGGCCAGGACGGGUUGCCAGGGCAACCAGGCCAACCCGGUUAUCCAGGGAAACCUGGCAAGCCUCCCUCAGAUGAACAUCUUCUAAAGCUCUGCACUGAUGUUCUGCGUAAUCAACUUCCAGCACUGCUCCAGAGCCUGGCUCCCCCAGCUAGGUGUGAACACUGCCAGAGUGUGAAGGGACCCCCAGGCGAGCCAGGAGCACCAGGACCCAAAGGCUCCAUGGGGACUCCUGGCUACCCUGGAAGGAGUGGCUCUCCCGGUUACCCAGGACCCCCUGGAAUGCAGGGUCCUGUAGGCCUCAAAGGUGACAUGGGACCGAGAGGGCUCAAAGGCAGCAAGGGAGAAGGUUACCGCGGACCUCCAGGACCACCUGGACAGCCAGGAAUUCAAGGUCCUCGUGGCUUCGAUGGAAUCGGCCACCCAGGCAACCAGGGAAUUCCCGGAAAACCGGGGCCACCAGGAGAUCCUGGUAAACGGGGCAAUCCGGGUCUUCCGGGGGUUUGUGAUGUUUCCAUGUGUUAUCAGACAUACAACCUCAGAGAACAUUACAGCAAAGGACCCAACAUCUGA